GGAAAACAGCGUAGAAGAAGAUAUAACAUCAGUUCCUUUUAUAGCGGCAAUGAAAGGACGGCGUGCUACUCACACUUUUAGCAAAACAUAAGUUAGGUAAAACUGCCAGAUUCAAACAAUUUAGUUCUCAGCAUCAUAGCCCCCUAUAAGGCGAAGAGUUUAAGUGCUGCGCUGAGAAGAUGUCUCUGGUUUGUGCAAUCUGCAACGAGGUACCGGAGCACCCGUGCAUCUCGCCGGUGUCUAAUCAUGUGUUCGAGCGCAGGCUGAUCGAGAAGUACAUCGCUGAGAAUGGGACUGACCCGAUGAACGGCCAGCCGCUCUCCGAGGAGCAGCUGGUGGACAUCAAAGUGACCCAUCCCAUCAGACCAAAGGCACCAUCGGCUACUAGCAUCCCUGCUAUCCUCAAGUCCCUUCAAGAUGAGUGGGACGCUGUGAUGUUGCAUAGCUUCACGCUGCGGCAGCAGCUUCAAACUACCCGUCAGGAACUCUCACACGCCCUUUAUCAGCAUGAUGCGGCCUGCAGAGUCAUCGCUCGACUCAACAAGGAGGUCACCGCUGCAAGAGAAGCUCUUGCAACACUUAAACCACAAGCUGGACUGGUGGCUCCUCAGGCUGUGCCAGCCUCUCAGCAAGCUGCUGCUGGUGCUGGAGGAGAGCCUAUGGAGAUCAGUGAACAGGUGGGAAUGACCCCAGAGAUCAUUCAGAAGCUUCAAGACAAAGCCACCAUCCUCACUACAGAGAGAAAAAAGAGGGGAAAAACCGUCCCAGAGGAUCUGGUCAGAGCUGAAGAUCUUAGCAAGUACCGCCAAGUGGCCUCGCAUGCUGGUCUUCAUAGUGCCAGCAUUCCUGGCAUUCUGUCCCUGGAUGUGUGUCCCUCUGACACCAACAAAGUGCUCACUGGUGGAGCUGAUAAGAACGUGGUCGUAUUUGACAAGAACGAAGAGCAGAUUGUGGCCACUCUGAAAGGUCAUGCCAAAAAGGUCACCUCAGUCAUUUACCAUCCUUCCCAGUCUGUGGUCUUCUCUGCCUCUCCUGAUGCCACCAUCAGGGUGUGGUCCGUUACUGGAGGUAACUGCAUUCAGGUGGUGCGAGCCCACGAAGCUGGAGUCACCGGGCUGUCUCUGCAUGCUACAGGGGACUACCUGCUCAGCUCCUCUGAGGAUCAGUAUUGGGCCUUUUCUGACAUCCAAACUGGUAGAGUCCUCACCAAGGUUACUGAUGAGAGUGCUGGCUGUGCUCUGACCUGUGCGCAGUUUCACCCUGAUGGUCUGAUCUUUGGUACCGGUACUGCCGACUCCCAGAUUAAGAUUUGGGAUCUGAAGGAGCGCACCAACGUGGCCAACUUCCCAGGCCACUCUGGACCCGUCACCUCCAUUGCUUUCUCUGAGAACGGAUACUAUCUGGCCACAGGUGCCCAGGAUAGCUCUGUAAAACUGUGGGAUCUGAGGAAACUGAAGAACUUUAAGACCAUAACUCUGGAUAACAACUAUGAGGUGAAGUCCCUGGUAUUCGAUCAGAGCGGAACCUACCUGGCUGUAGGUGGAUCUGACAUCCGUAUCUACAUCUGCAAGCAGUGGUCUGAGGUGCUCAACUUCACAGACCAUACAGGACUGGUGACUGGAGUGGCCUUUGGAGAAAAUGCCAAAUUCCUGACGUCUGCAGGAAUGGACAGAAGUCUCAGAUUUUACAGUUUGUAGAAAAGAGAUGCAUUCAGGAUGAGGAGAGGGCAGCUGAAUGGAGGAGAUGUGUAACCUUACUGAACAGUCAUCUUUAAAAAGAAAUCCCUGUUUACUGUGCUUCUGAUAUCAUUGUAAUCUGUCACAUUAAAACACAGCAGUAUGGGCAAAACAACCUGUUUGUUUGCUUUGCAUCCAAAUGAUGUGACGUGAGAACAGAAACAAAUUUUCUGUCCUAUAUGACGGCAUUUGAUUUUAUUAUUUCUGUUUUUAUUUUUAGGGAGGGUUAAGUUGCUUGUGAAACAGUUUGAUGUACUCGUAAAAAAAAAC
This is a messenger RNA of Cyprinodon variegatus (sheepshead minnow), 2006 nucleotides long. RefSeq names its product pre-mRNA processing factor 19 (gene prpf19). Gene Ontology annotation, molecular function: protein binding; ubiquitin protein ligase activity. The record is from RefSeq and is a predicted model, not a curated record. Gene Ontology annotation, biological process: DNA repair; mRNA splicing, via spliceosome; protein ubiquitination. The transcript is spliced from 15 exons. Lineage: Eukaryota; Metazoa; Chordata; Actinopteri; Cyprinodontiformes; Cyprinodontidae. Bases 180 to 1697 code for a protein of 505 amino acids. Gene Ontology annotation, cellular component: U2-type catalytic step 1 spliceosome; Prp19 complex; cytoplasm.